Molecule: messenger RNA, 567 nt
Organism: Spodoptera frugiperda (fall armyworm)
Lineage: Eukaryota; Metazoa; Arthropoda; Insecta; Lepidoptera; Noctuidae
Exons: 2
Coding region: 1-567 (188 amino acids)
Source: RefSeq, a predicted model, not a curated record
AUGGCGGAGAACAAAGGGCACUCGACGCAAGAUGGCGGCCUACCAGCAGCGGAAAGUUUUCGCGUCGGAGUACGCGUACCACCUUUCAACCCCGAGAAGCCUGGUCUAUGGUUUCACCAAAUGGAAGCCCAGUUCGUCCUGGCUAAUAUCAAGUCAGACGAAACUAAAUUCUUCUACGUGAUCGGCCACCUAGACCCACAGUACGCAGACGACGUAGAGGAUAUUAUCGCCCACCCUCCAGCGACCGACAAAUAUACGAAGCUCAAAAGCGAGCUCAUCAAGAGACUUUCGGCGUCGCGGGAGAAGAAAGUCAUGCAGCUUCUCAGGCACGAGGAGCUAGGCGACAGGAAGCCGUCGCAAUUCUACCGGCACCUCCUCAACCUGGCUGGCCCAGGUGUUCCAGAGGAGUUCCUGAGGACCAUCUGGACGAGCCGUCUACCCGCAAGUACUCAAGCCAUUGUGGCGUCACAGUCGAAGAGGGAUCUGGCUGAGCUGGCUGAGUUGGCGGACCGGAUCCAUGAUGUCGUCGGCAUCCAGGUCAGGCAACAGAUCGGCGUCCAGCUAUAA